Molecule: messenger RNA, 763 nt
Organism: Indicator indicator
Lineage: Eukaryota; Metazoa; Chordata; Aves; Piciformes; Indicatoridae
Gene: HSPB1
Product: heat shock protein family B (small) member 1
Exons: 3
Coding region: 1-585 (194 amino acids)
Biological process (GO): protein refolding; response to heat
Molecular function (GO): protein folding chaperone
Source: RefSeq, a predicted model, not a curated record
AUGGCCGAGCGCCGCGUCCCCUUCACCUUCCUGCGCAGCCCCAGCUGGGAUCCCUUCCGCGACUGGUACCAUGGCAGCCGCCUCUUCGACCAGUCCUUCGGCAUGCCCCACAUCCCCGAGGACUGGUACAAGUGGCCGAGCGGCAGCGCCUGGCCAGGCUAUUUCCGCCUGCUGCCCCGCGACAGUGCCCUGAUGCCCAGCCCGGGCUCGCCCUACGGCCCCCUGCUCAGCCGCCAGCUCAGCAGCGGCAUCUCCGAGAUCCGUCAGACCGCCGACAGCUGGAAGGUCACCUUGGAUGUCAACCACUUUGCGCCCGAAGAGCUGGUGGUGAAGACCAAGGAUAACAUUGUGGAGAUCACCGGCAAACACGAGGAGAAGCAGGACGAGCACGGCUUCAUCUCCAGGUGCUUCACCAGGAAGUACACCCUGCCCCCCGGCGUGGAGGCCACGGCCGUGCGGUCGUCGCUGUCCCCCGACGGGAUGCUGACGGUGGAGGCGCCGCUGCCCAAGCCUGCCCUGCAGUCUGCCGAGAUCACCAUCCCGGUCACCGUCGAGAGCCAAGCCAAGGAGCCCGCCAAGAAGUAGACGGUGGUGAGGAGGAGGAGGAGGAGGAGAAGCUUCUGCCCCACCGCAUGAGGGCAUCCUUACCCCCACCCCCCAGCUCACAGCCCCCUUUUUAUCGCCUGUUUUGUACCGGCCCUGUCCCCAAAUGCCUCCAGGAGAUGUGGAGGAGCCCAGAGCUGGCAGGAAUAAAAGAGCUGAA